AUGAUCACUGCCGCUCCCAGCGCAUUCCCCUGGGCUGGCGGUUUUGGUCCUGGCGGUCACGGUGGUCCUGGCGGAUGGAGAGGCGGCAAUGGAUACGGUCCUUUCGGCGCCAACAGCAACGGCACAAACUCUGGCUGGGGUCCUUGGGGCCAAAGCGGUGCUUGGACUGACGGACCUUGGACCUCUUGGUGGGGUGGAAGCAACUGCCCUGACAGCACCUGGUCUGGUUGGACCUCUGGCCCCUGGGGCACAAACGCACCCUGGACUUCUUGGUCGGGCUGCAAGGCUUCCACUACUGCCACAUCGACCGUCACCACUACCGUCUCGGGCGUACCCACCACUUCUAUUGCCUAUGGCAUUCAGGUGAAUGCCGCUUCUGCCGCUUCUACCGCCUCUGGUUCGGGUACCGCCGCUACGGCUUCCGCAACUGGCGCCGCUUCCAACCUCGGUGUUUCUGGUGCUGGUGUCGGUAUCGGAGCCGCUGUUGCUGCCGUGUUGAUGCUGUAA
Aureobasidium musti is the source of this 507-nucleotide messenger RNA. NCBI's taxonomy places the organism in Eukaryota, Fungi, Ascomycota, Dothideomycetes, Dothideales, Saccotheciaceae. The record is from the annotation of a GenBank genome assembly.